AUGAAGGCGAAGGGAGUGGGCGCGAUGAGCCCGCUGGACAUUCAGCGCCAGCCAGACCAGGCUCGCCAGGCCUUUGUCGACAACGUGAAUGCAAUGAAGCUUGCUGGAGUUAGGCCCAUGGCUAUCAGCGCAGUGCUGGGCGCUGCUAUUCCGAAGGAGUCAGGGGGUUGCAGAGUAUUCGGCCUCGUCCCGAUGACGCGAAAGCUUCGGGAGAAUGGUGCUUGCGACUUGUUCUUCGAGCGCGUGGUGCUCUUCCACGACCUCAUUCAGUUUUAUGACGCGGUGAGCUUUGUCUUGUUAGUGCAAGCUGGCUUGAACAGUGGAUUCCCGCCCAAUAUAUUCCUGCUGGAGGUUGGCAUGUAUUUUGCCCCUCGGCCCCCGAAGAAAGGCCAGGUGAUCUCGGAUGCGAUUGAUGUUGCCCGCUCUAUUGUCGCUGGUUCUGGGCAUUGUGUUCUCUUGGCCAAGGUGAUGCUUCACGGGCCGCUGGGCUCUGUGCACCGCCCGGUGCCCCCUGCGGGCUUGUGGAGCUACAUCGGCGGCGUCGCCAGCAGAGCGGAGGGGUCCAAGCAGAAGGUCAUCGCCGACAUGGAGGCCGCGGCAGAUGUCAUGGCGGCAG
Prorocentrum cordatum is the source of this 616-nucleotide messenger RNA. Lineage: Eukaryota; Dinophyceae; Prorocentrales; Prorocentraceae. The record is from the annotation of a GenBank genome assembly.